Molecule: messenger RNA, 1871 nt
Organism: Bombina bombina (fire-bellied toad)
Lineage: Eukaryota; Metazoa; Chordata; Amphibia; Anura; Bombinatoridae
Product: solute carrier family 41 member 1
Exons: 11
Coding region: 214-1698 (494 amino acids)
Biological process (GO): monoatomic cation transport
Cellular component (GO): plasma membrane
Molecular function (GO): monoatomic cation transmembrane transporter activity
Source: RefSeq, a predicted model, not a curated record
UCAUUUUAGACGUCACAUUGAGAACGUGGCCCCAGCAGCUGUCUUGCUACUUACUGUCAGUGUCACUGAUGGUCCAUCGUCCAGCAGCCCAGAAUGCUUGUGUCGUUACAGAAGUCAGAGCUGGUUAAUUAGCCCUAGUUUCCCGGAUUGCAUGAAGGUGUGAUUGUUACUAAAGCAUCCAGAUUACAGGGUCCCGUUUGCACUGGGGUCAGGAUGAAGGGUGAGGACACACGGCACAGGAAAAAAGAAGGUCGUGCCAAGAAUGGGGAAAGAGUAAAGCAAAAAUCAAAGAGCAAAAGCAAACACAAUGAGAGCAAAGCCAGCUCCCGGGACAUGGCAGAGGAAGAGGUGCCACUUAUCCUGGAAAAGCGGCCGCCUGAGAAAAAGGUUCCAAUGCCCAAGCCGGGGGAUGAAUCGGCCAUCUCCAUUGCUGCACAAGUUCUGUUCCCCUACUUGCUGGCAGGGCUUGGUAUGGUGCUAGCGGGCAUGGUACUGGAUAUUGUGCAGCACUGGGAUGUGUUCCGGACAAUUACAGAAGUUUUCAUUCUGGUUCCGGCUUUGGUGGGCCUUAAAGGCAAUUUGGAAAUGACGCUGGCGUCCCGCCUCUCCACUGCCGCAAACACAGGUCAGAUGGACAAUCCCAAGGAGCGCUGGAACAUGGCAGUGAGCAACUUGGCAUUAAUUCAGGUUCAGGCCACAGUGGUCGGGCUCCUGGCGGCCAUCGCUGCGGUCAUUCUGGGCUCCUUGUCAAAAGGUUAUGUAGAACUGGACCAGGCAGCUGUUCUAUGUGCCAGCAGUGUAACUACGGCUUUCAUCGCUGCACUUUCUUUAGGUCUUGUCAUGAUUGGCGUUAUUGUGGCAGCCAGGAAAAUUGGCAUAAAUCCUGAUAAUGUAGCAACCCCUAUUGCUGCCAGUCUCGGAGAUUUGAUCACGUUGUCACUACUGGCAGGAAUUAGCAGUACCCUCUUCACUUAUAUAGAUAUUUACUACCUCUCCCCUUUGAUCUGCAUCAUUUUCAUUGUCCUAAUCCCAAUAUGGGUGGCUGUGGCACAACAGAGUCCGUCUAUUGCUGAGGUGCUGAAGUCUGGGUGGCAGCCUGUGAUUGUGGCUAUGACAAUUAGCAGUAUUGGCGGUCUCAUCCUAGACAAGACAGUCACAGACCCCAAGUUUGAAGGGAUGGCAGUGUUUACGCCUGUAAUCAAUGGUGUUGCUGGAAACUUGGUUGCCAUUCAGGCAAGUCGAAUUUCCACGUUCCUUCACUUCUGGAGCAUGCCUGGUGUGCUGCCGUACAAAAUGAGGCAACCAUGGCCCAACCUGUGCGCAACUUUCUUCUCUUCAGGGGUUAAUUCUAAAUCUGCCCGUGUGCUGUUCCUCCUGGUAGUGCCUGGGCACCUGGUCUUCCUCUACACCAUCCACCUGUUACAGGGAGGGCACACGGCUCUCACCGUCCUGUUUGUGACGUUCUACUUGCUGGCGGCCCUGCUGCAGGUGGGCAUCCUGCUAUAUAUUGCUGACCUCAUUGUGCGCUUAAUGUGGAGGAAAGGACUGGACCCUGACAACUUCUCUAUCCCCUACCUCACUGCACUGGGGGACCUGCUGGGGACAGGAUUCCUCGCUUUGUGUUUCCGAAUGGUCUGGAUCCUCACAGGGACAGAGAGCCAGUUAGAGGGGGUGGAGAUUGAUCUGGGGGCACAAUAAAAGGGAUCACAACAAUCUGCAUCUCAUAAGAACCUAAAUGGCUACAGGAAUAAAUAUUUAUCAGUAGCUCUUGGAUGUUUAGCAGCAAGAGUGCACCGGAUUUAUAAAAGCAAAAUCAUUUUUUUUUAUUUGUGUAUAAAUCUAAUGCUGUUUACAAUAAACUGUACAAAUUA